ACAUGGGACUGACAGUUAACAAUUUUUGUGACAGCCGUAAUUUGAUGAACGGAGUGAUUUCUUUAAUUUAACGCAGGUUACAAGAUAACUUAGAAAUCACGUGUUCUAAUUUUUUCCAUCUUAAGCAUUUAAAGCUGUGUAAUUUCUCGUGAUCAACAGGAGUUCGAGUUUUGAAAUUUCUGGGUAAACUUACAUCACGCGCGCUUUUCAUGAGACUUGCAUGACACUGUUUGGGUGCAAAGCGAGAACGCUUUCAUCCAAGGCCUUCCUUUCCGAAAGCUUUAAAAAGAAAAAAAACUUACAAAACGUCGAUAAUUCAUUCUAAAAAUGGGUUCAGCCACAUCCAAGGUCUCGACGGCUUCUGAGAUAAAAACGAUUUCCAACAGAAAGCCGAGCUUGUCGUCCGAGUCAACACCUUCCCUCGCGAGUUCAGAGGAUGGAAAUUGUUCUAUGGUUAAGAUGGGGUUCUUUCAAGUUCCUCUAUUCUGGGCGAACUUUAUCUUCGCAUUUACCACUGUGUUUUCAACGGUUGGCCAGAACGUCUCACUUCCCCUAUGGAUCGAUUCUACAAAAGGUAACAGUCCAGGCCACACGGUGGACAGUUACUUUGUAUUACUGUUCACAAAUGUGGUAUUUCUCGUGAUAUUUGGAAUUGCAACUCUUCACGUUCGAAUAUAUUCACCGGAGGCUCUCAAAGGAAAGGAGGUUCCCCACAAGUUGUUAUUUUUGGUGGGUUUAUUUGACGCUUUGAACGAUGCAAUGGUUUCAUUUGCGAGUAAAGGCUCCCGCACACCACCAUACCUUCAGAACAUUCUUGGUAGCUUUAUGAUUCCCUUGACUAUCUUAUUCAGAAUCGUUAUCGUGCACAAGAAACCAUCAAGACAAAAACUUUUAUGUGGUCUCGUGAUAAUGAUUGGCCUUUUCAUUAGCCUCAUCCCAACAAUUUUCUCGGAUGCUAACAGCAAAGAUCAAGACGAAGUGGAUGACAUUUCAAGGGUGAUGUGGCCUAUUAUGUUCAUGCUUGGAUUUAUUCCGGCAGCGCUAAUGGUUGUUCUUGAAGAAAAAGGAUUGCAAAUGGAAAGUGAAACAUCAGAAGACAGAAUCGGCGUCAUUUAUUUUUUGUUUUGGUCGACCACAUAUCAAGUCAUUUGUAUCUUUGUGCUCUUAUGGUUAAACAUUUUGCCAUGGUACGGAAAUGUUACAAAUUUAGAGGAGUCUGUAGGAAAUAUUUGGUUUGGAUUUCAGUGUUUCUUCGGUGGAGCAGGCUGUGAUUCUUCAUCAGGUUCAAGAGGAACAGUGUACAUUAGUAUGCAUCUGGUGAAUCACAUGGCAGCAGCUUUCUUAUUAAGAUAUGAUGAGGGAGCCACGUGGCUGGCGAUUGUGUCGUCUCUGGUAACUCCCUUGGGUUUUCUCUUCUGGACCUUGUUCAACGAAGUCCCGUUUAAAUGGCAGCCUCAAUGCAACUCGAGCACCUGGUUCAGUAUCGGCGCGCUGGCCAUUAUUGUUCCCGCCAUUUUUGUUUACAACAAGGGAGCUCCAGAGAUUUCUCUGAACUCAAAUGGAAAUGAGCGAAGAGAGUUUGAGGUGUCCCAUCGAAGUCGCUUCUACCGUUCAGUACCUCAGUCUGGUGCAACUCGUCCUCUGUUGUCUGACAACACCAGUUUGGGAAACUACAGUGUUUAAAGCAGCGAGGUGUAACAUUGUUGGGAAAUUUCAACAAUAGCACGAUAAUCUUUUUUUAAUUUGGAAGCUUCUAACGGAAUAAAGUUCAACCAAAUUGAAAAAUAGAAUAACCAGGUUACAUUUCACUAUUUUUCAUCUAUGAUUAUUCUCUAAUAAAUUCUUAAAUAUUUUGGAAAUGUCA
Messenger RNA from Stylophora pistillata, 1864 nucleotides. Its product is annotated as crt homolog 2. NCBI's taxonomy places the organism in Eukaryota, Metazoa, Cnidaria, Anthozoa, Scleractinia, Pocilloporidae. The record is from RefSeq and is a predicted model, not a curated record.